Molecule: messenger RNA, 534 nt
Organism: Acanthosepion pharaonis
Lineage: Eukaryota; Metazoa; Mollusca; Cephalopoda; Sepiida; Sepiidae
Source: the annotation of a GenBank genome assembly
AUGCUUAUCUAUCUAUCUAUCUAUCUAUCUAUCUAUCUAUCUAUCUAUCUAUUACAGUCUUUUCAUAUCUAUCGUUCUAUAUAUAUAUAUAUAUUUCGUUCAGUCUUUUUAUGCUUAUCUAUCUAUCUAUCUAUCUAUCUAUCUAUCACAGUCUUUUCAUAUCUGUUUCAUUCUGUUCAUAUCUAUCUAUCUAUCUAUCACAAUAUUUUCAUAUCUAUCUGUCUUGGGAUGCCAUUUUAUGCUUAUCUAUCUAUCACAAUAUUUUCAUAUCUAUCUCAUUCUUCUGUUCAUAUCUAUCUAUCUAUCUAUCUAUCUAUCUAUCUAUCUAUCUCAGUCUGUUCAUAUAUAUUAGUCUGUUCAUAUCUAUCUAUCUAUCUAUCUAUCUAUCACAAUAUUUUCAUAUCUAUAUCAUUCUGUUCAUAUCUAUCUAUCUAUCUAUCUAUCUAUCUAUCUAUCUAUCUGUCACAGUCUGUUAAUAUCUAUCUAUCUAUCUAUCUAUCUAUCUAUCUAUCUAUCUAUCUAUCUAUCUCUUAA